This is a messenger RNA of Saccoglossus kowalevskii, 1377 nucleotides long. RefSeq names its product exosome complex component 10-like. NCBI's taxonomy places the organism in Eukaryota, Metazoa, Hemichordata, Enteropneusta, Harrimaniidae. The record is from RefSeq and is a predicted model, not a curated record. Gene Ontology annotation, biological process: nuclear polyadenylation-dependent rRNA catabolic process; TRAMP-dependent tRNA surveillance pathway; nuclear polyadenylation-dependent CUT catabolic process. Gene Ontology annotation, cellular component: nuclear exosome (RNase complex); nucleolus. Gene Ontology annotation, molecular function: 3'-5'-RNA exonuclease activity; nucleotide binding; single-stranded RNA binding.
UUCAAAAUGGCGGAGCAGGUCAAGAAAACGUGCGUUAACAAAACUGAGAAAAUGGAUACUUCGGACUCAUCGAUGAAACAAGCUAACUUUGGAGAGCAGUCAUAUGUCGACAGUUUUUCACAGCGAGCAUUUGGUUCAUUGGUAUCAGCUAUCAAAUCGUCCACUGCACUGCCAUCUCCUGGUGAUGAUUAUGAAUUUUAUUCCAGUUUUAGCGGAGUUCGACAAUUCUAUCAGAGUCAAGGCAGCAGACUUUUAGAAAACAUAACCCAAAUUAUUAGACACCAAGGUAUCCAUGGUAAUGUGAGAGAGGAUAGUAAAGCUUAUGAGAUUGAAGAUAAACUGGACGUGAUCACAGAAGCUAACGAUGUUAUCUUAGAGAGGGUUGGGACUUUAUUGGAUGAAGCAUCGGGAUUUAAUAAGAAUGCCAAACCUGUAUUACCACCUGGUGCAAAAGACAAUAUUGUUAUAUCAAGCUGGAACAGAAAGUCUCAAAAAAGACAUGGUGGCGCUGAUUUUAAACUGCUGCAUGCGAAGAACAUCCAACGACCGCAGUUGAAAUUUAAAGAGAAAGUGGAUAACAGUAACGUGCCGUUCGUACCAAUCUUAAAAUAUAAACCAAAUGCCAUCAAGCCUUUACAACGAGUGCCAGCUGAAGAGCGGAAUGAUGAUGUCACACCGACGGCAAUAUCAGAUUUCAUCCACCAGCAACGACAGGCAACUGGACAACAACAAAUGACAGAAGAUGUUCCUGAUAUUUUUUCACAUCCGUACCAGUAUGAACUGGAUCAUUUCCAACCACUCGUAUCUCAGAUGGAAUCCAGCGAGCCAGUCAUGUACAAAUCACUGAACGAUACACCAUUGAAUAUGAUAAAGACAGUUGAAGAACUUCGGGCACUCAGUGAAACCCUCAAUAAACAGAAAGAAUUCGCUGUAGAUUUGGAACAUCAUUCCUACAGGAGUUUCCAGGGCUUCACAUGUCUAAUGCAGAUAUCAACCAGAGACGAGGAUUACAUCGUAGAUACAAUAGAGCUUAGAAGUGAUCUGAAUAUUUUAAAUGAGUCAUUCUCUAAUCCAUCUAUAGUUAAAAUAUUUCACGGUGCUGAUAUGGACGUAUGUUGGUUACAACGCGACUUCGGUAUCUACGUGGUGAACAUGUUUGAUACGGGACAAGCAUCAAGGGUGUUGGGAUUCUCACAGUUCUCACUGUCUUAUUUAUUACAACAUUAUUGUCAUGUGGUUGCAGACAAACAGUUUCAGCUAGCAGAUUGGAGAAUACGGUUAGUAUGGCAUAUGGUACUUUUAAGAGCUCAGAAUCUGUGUAAGUGUAUAAUAACGUCUUCCGAUUCGUUACUGCAGACAAUUACUAACUCAGUGUAA